AUGUCGGAGCGCACCCGACGGGCACGCCUCCAGCUUCCGGAAGAACGGCCGCUGCUGCAACGGAACCGUGCCAGUCACACCUCUGAGAUUCAAGUUCCUCUCUAUGGCUGCAUGGUCAAUCCUCACAGCCACUUACCAGUAUACACGAAUAUUCACCGUAUACGACGAGACAUCAUCUCCAUUGUUGAAGACUAUUUGAGUUUGGAACAACUUCGUGAUGUGCGUAUCAACAUCGCCGUCGUCCGCCCACUUGUCGACAAAUUGUAUGAGCUCGACGACAUCUCCAUAGUGUAUUGCCUGCUUGUGAACCGUGCUCAGUUCCUAUAUGAGCAAUCUCACUUGAACAAUCGGCAAAAUGUCAAUUACAGUCGCGCAGCUCUAUGCGAGCUGGUGGCAACGCGGAUAUUGAGGCGCUUUAGCGAGGACAAUGAAGGGCCUGAUGGUUUAGUGCUGCUAGCACACAUCCUGGUCGCCGGCUUUGAGCCCUUUCAGAUGGCACCGGCCGGGAUUCGUGAGGCAGCCUCGACGGAGUCCUAUCGCAGCUACAACCGCAUGCUUCCUUCGCUCGAAGUUGCCAUCUUGACUGAGAGUAAAUACUUCCUCAGUGCUACUCCUUGCCAGAAAGUCGUCGAUGCCAUUUACGAAGGCCGUAUUGUCUACACUCCUUCGAGCUUUAUGGACAUUAUUCCAGACCACUACAAACUCAAGCCUAUCUCACUCUACAACCCACGCGAAGGGCCACUACUGGACCAAUAUCGACUGCUUGUGCCUCGUACCAGAAACAUUCUCGAGGUUUUCCAGUUCCUGAUUCUGCUGGCGCUCUAUCUCUUUGUCAUGGCCGAGCGAAAGCCUGAGACUUUCACCGUCUUGGAAGGUUGUUUCGCCGUCUAUGCCUUCGGGUGGUCUCUCGAUCAAUUUGCUACUAUUUUGGAGCAUGGCUGGCACGUUUACACCCAGAAUCUGUGGUCCUUCCUUGAUGUUGGCUUCAUUGGCAUCUAUGUUGUAUACGCGGUACUGCGCAUCCAUGGAGCUCGAGUCGGAGAACUUGUUCCAAAACAACAAGCUCUCGAUGUACUUGCGAUGGGUGCCCCAGUACUGGUCCCGCGUCUUGCCUUCAACUUACUAUCGGAUAAUCUGGUGUUUCUCUCCUUGCGGUCCAUGAUGUCGGACUUUGUCCUUCUCACGUUCUUGUCGGCAUGGUGUUUCGGCGGCUUUCUACUGUCGCUUCUGUGGCUUGGUGAAGGUGCACAUCCUCCAGUCACUAUCAGUCCUGUCCUAAUGGUCGCUUUCGCCUUCCUGGGAAACACUUUGUUCCUCACCAUCCUCGUCUCGAUGCUUUCCAAUACAUUUAGCACGAUCGUUAAGAACGCGACUGCAGAGAUAAUGUUCCGCAAGGCCGUCUUGACCCUAGAAGGAGUCAAGGGUGAUGCCAUUUUUGCGUACCAGCCCCCCUUCAACAUCCUGGCCGUCUUCGUCCUUAUUCCGCUCAAAUUCAUCCUCACCCCACGAUGGUUCCAUAAGAUACAUGUAGCUAGCGUUCGGCUAGUCAACCUUCCGCUACUACUGGUCAUCGCGGUGGCAGAACGCAGAAUCCUUUGGCCAGCGCCGCAGCCGGAGAAGAAACAGUCUAGCAGCCUUACGCUGUACCCGAGGGUCAAGCAAUGGUUCUGGGAGAAGUGGCGCAUAACGGCCCACCGCGACAUAAGAGCCGUGUUCGACCUACCGCCGCCCGAGUCCGUCGAGGAGGAGAUUGCGGUGGACGACGAGCUCACGCACCAUCUCAUCCGGCGACAAUUCACUCGGUCCAUUACAAAUGAUACCAUGCGGAAGAAGUCGCCUCUUAGGAGAGAUUCGAUGUUCCCGGGCGUGUCGUCCAAGUUGCGCGGGUCCUUUACGGGAAGCGAGGACAUGCAAGACGUCAGCAGCAGGUUGGAUUCUCUCGAGCAAACGUCCCUGAGAAUCGAGGCCUUGCUGGCGCGCAUGCUGGACGCCGAGGAUUACUCUGACCGAGGCUUCGGUACUGGGGAGAGCAGCACCCUUCGAAAGAUGUGCGAAGUCUUCAUCUACAAGCACGUCAAGUGCAAAUGCGUCUGGGGCGAGAUCGCCGUGCAAUGCGGCCCCGGCAUGGGCUACACGACAUGCGGACAAUUCGGCAGCGGCAUCGCGAAGAGGCCUCUGCGGCUCCAAAUGGCGGACAAGCGGCCGUGUCCGACGCACGACCUGUACGGGCUUUACGAUCGCAACCAGGCGCGGGUGAUCAAGAAGAUCACGCACGGCAUCAAGAUCGGGGCGGGGCCGAGUAAGCAGGACGCUGGGAUCGAGGUCCCCUGCUGCACUGUCAUGUGA
This is a messenger RNA of Colletotrichum abscissum, 2346 nucleotides long. Its product is annotated as nonselective cation channel. The transcript is spliced from 7 exons. The record is from RefSeq and is a predicted model, not a curated record. NCBI's taxonomy places the organism in Eukaryota, Fungi, Ascomycota, Sordariomycetes, Glomerellales, Glomerellaceae. The coding region runs from base 1 to 2346 and encodes 781 amino acids.